Serendipita indica DSM 11827 is the source of this 1539-nucleotide messenger RNA. The record is from the annotation of a GenBank genome assembly. NCBI's taxonomy places the organism in Eukaryota, Fungi, Basidiomycota, Agaricomycetes, Sebacinales, Serendipitaceae.
AUGCCAAAGGCAGAUGUAGACCCUCUUGCGCUUGCACUCUUGCCACCCAAGGACGAGUCGCCCGCCCAAAAGGCUGCCAGACUCGCUGCAGAGCAGGAAGCAACCAGGAUCAGCAAUCUUAUCGAUUCAGAACUACGAGCAGAACGCGCUCAGCUCAAGAAAGAGGCCCAGAAUCAGCACAAGAUUCUCCUCUUGGGACAAGCAGAGGCUGGUAAAUCUACCGUCCUCAAGCAGUUUCAGCUCGUCUUCACCCCCAACCAGUUUCGUGCCCAACAGCAACACUGGAAAGCCCUCGUUCAGCUCAAUCUCGUUCGCUCCAUCCUCGUAAUCUGCGAGGCACUCACAGACGAUCCGAGCGAGUACGACUUGGAUAUUGACAACUUUCUCUCCCUCGACCCGACCGUCUCUCCAGACUAUUCCAUCAAGGCUGCAGAGUCUCUCCUCAACGAGGGCGGUGACGAGGAUGACACUAGACGCAAUUCGUAUCCUUACCCAGGAACGGCAAACGCAGAGAUUGGACCGAUACCUGAGAUUACCGUCGAACUCCGCCAAUUGAAAAUGCGGCUCUCUCCCCUGUACCACGUCCAAACCGUCCUGAUCGAGCACCUCGCGUGUCAAUUUGAUGAUCCGUCGCUCCUCGUCGCCGCACAUCAGCUCGACAAAGCUGCAGAUGGCGCCAAAACGGCCGAUUUCGUCGUGCGUUCAAACACAUCUCUCAAUGGCUUCCUCGGCAAAAAGCUCGGGCGCACAGACGAACACGAGCAGACACAGCUUCGGCUCGAUAUCCAUGAGGUCAACACCAUUUUGCGAGCGUGCCGCAACGACAUGAUCGCGCUCUGGAAGGACCCCACCGUUCGGGAGAUUUUGCACCGAAGAGAUGUCAGACUCGAGGAAGGACCAGGAUUGUACGUCCCCCCCUUCCUCCACGAGAUUGAACGUAUUACCGAACCGAACUACGUUCCUUCGCAAGACGAUGUCUUUCGAGCUCGCAUCCGAACCCUGGGUGUGCAAGAGUAUUCGUUUCGUCUCGAAACUGGUCCGGAUAAGGGCCGAGAGUGGAGGCUCUACGAUUGCGGGGGUGCCAGGAAUCAACGGCACUCGUGGCCCUUUUUUGAUGACUGCCAUAUCAUCUUUCUCGCUCCGAUCAGUUGCUUCGACCAGGUUCUGGCGGAAGACAGGAGGAUCAACAGAUUGGAGGAUUCAAUGCAGCUCUGGAAGGCCGUGUGCUCCUCCAAAUUGUUGCAAAACUCGGAGAUGGUUCUUUUCCUCAAUAAGUGCGACAUUCUCGAGGCAAAGUUGAAAUCUGGAUCCAAGUUUAGUGAUUGGGUCCCUCAGUUUGAUGGGGCCAAUACAGUAGCGGACGUUACCAAAUACCUCAAGGGCAAGUUUAGGUCAAUACAAAAGGCGCAUUCGCCUGGCCCCAGGGUAUUUUAUUGUCAUUUGACUGCGGUCACGGACGCAAAAUCGACUGCAAAGAUCCUGAAUUCGGUUCAGGAGCUUGUUACGCGAGUGCAAUUGCAGAGUGUAUCCUUAUUGUGA